Molecule: messenger RNA, 432 nt
Organism: Rhizophagus irregularis DAOM 181602=DAOM 197198
Lineage: Eukaryota; Fungi; Glomeromycota; Glomeromycetes; Glomerales; Glomeraceae
Source: RefSeq, a predicted model, not a curated record
CCCAUGUAUUCUCAGGACUCUCGACGAAUUCCAGAAAUAUUCCUGAAUCAGAGAGAAAAACUUCUUCAUGUUCUAACAACAUGGGAAGAAGUGGAUAAACGGUACAUACGGGUGGAUCUGAAGCUUCUAAGGCCGAUUCCGAAACUGCAAAAGAAAUUAAAGUGCAAUAUUUUAGUUUCAUUUGACAGUAUAACAGUAAUAGACCUUGGGAAGAAGGAAUUUGCGGCUGGCUUGUCAUUUGUAGCAAUUUUCCGUGUUCGUUCUCUUGAUGAUAUUCUUUUCAAACACUUUAGUUUAAACAGACUUGAGCGUAAAAGGUUGAAAGAGCGAAUAGCAGAAGAAACUAGAUUAAAUGGAAUACAACGAUUUAAAUCUUUCUCAUUUUAAAUUUUUAUUUUUGGUUUUGAAAAAGAUUAUCAGAAUAUCUGUGUU